CCAUGAGAGCAGCAGUCAUCUCCACUCCAAGGCUGGAUACAAUGCCAGGAAUGUUCUUCUCUGCCAACCCAAAGGGCAUGAAGGAAACCACACAUUCGUUUCUAGAGAACAAAACUCAAAAAAGAAGGCCAAGGGCUUUUGGAAUGGACAUGAAAGCACACUUGAGAUCUAUGAUGCCACAUCUGGAAUCUGGAAUGAAAUCUUCUAAGUGCAAGGCUAUACUUUCUGCUGAUGAAGUAAUUCAGUGGUCCCAAUCUCUGGAAAAACUCCUUGCAAACCCAACUGGUCAAGAUGUCUUUGGAAAUUUUCUAAAGUCUGAGUUCAGUGAGGAGAAUAUUGAGUUCUGGCUGGCUUGCGAAGAUUACAAGAAAACUGAAUCUGAUCUUUUAUAUUGCAAGGCACAGAAGAUAUACAAAGCAUUUGUGCAUUCAGAUGCAGCUAAGCAAAUCAAUAUUGACUUCCACACUCGAGAAUCUACAGCUAAGAAGAUUAAGGCACCAACCCCCACAUCUUUUGAUGAAGCCCAAAAAAUCAUAUAUACUCUUAUGGAGAAAGACUCUUACCCCAGGUUCUUGAAAUCGGCUAUUUACAUAAAUCUCCUAAGUGACCGUCAGGCCAAUAACUUUAAGUGAGUUGUUCCUAGUUGAGGGAAAUUUAAAAGAUGGUGUUCAGGACAAAGAAUACUGCCAAGGAGCUGCCAGGGUGAACAGCUCAGCUUGUUGGGAUAAUUCCAAAGGCCCAGUGAAAGAAUAAAUGAGUCAGAAUGAUACAACAUGGUGCAUCUGGUCAGACUUGAAGAAGCAUAAGAGAGAAGAACAUGGAGACUGAAGAUGGAGGAGGAGCUGUGUGGGCCUGUGUAUGAGAAACUGGCUAUACAGAAACUGUGAAGAAAAUUUCCAGGACAGAUAGGGCAAGCUAUAAGCUUUCAGUUCCACUGACCUCAUUCUGCUUAUUAUAAAGACUGUAUUAAGUUUCUGAAAUCCCCUUAUAAGUUUCAGAUCACCACUGUUAUUAGCACAGAAAUAUUUCAUAAGUGUUUUGUGUGUGUUUGGCUUAGAAGUAUUGAAGAGAACAGUGGGUAUAAUGUGAGUUACUGCUCUUAAAAUAUGAAGUCAGAAUAUAUUUGUAAUUAAGUUAUCAAAGUGUCAAUAAUAAAUGAGACUUUUGUAUUAAAAUAUAGA
Messenger RNA from Perognathus longimembris pacificus (Pacific pocket mouse), 1181 nucleotides. It is a transcript of the gene Rgs1, whose product is annotated as regulator of G protein signaling 1. The transcript has 5 exons. Lineage: Eukaryota; Metazoa; Chordata; Mammalia; Rodentia; Heteromyidae. Bases 3 to 632 code for a protein of 209 amino acids. The record is from RefSeq and is a predicted model, not a curated record.